Clunio marinus is the source of this 240-nucleotide messenger RNA. NCBI's taxonomy places the organism in Eukaryota, Metazoa, Arthropoda, Insecta, Diptera, Chironomidae. The record is from the annotation of a GenBank genome assembly.
AUGAAAUCUGAUGCCACCAGCAUCACUGGUUGGAGGAUGAAUAGAAUUAUGCUGGUUGCUUGCUUGAUGGACUUUAACACGCUCAUUUUUAUUCAACAUCAAACACACUCUUUCUGGGCUUUGCAUAGAAUAUUCGAAGCUGGCUACUUGAAUCGUUUAUUCUUUCGACGUUUAACAAAUAUGGAAAAUAAUUCUGGUGUAGUAAUUAUUUUUCCAACGAUAACGGAUGAACUUUGCUGA